UGGAGGUACGACAGCCUUGGACGUCUCAUUUCUUCGUGAUACAUUCUCAUUCUGGCCGCGUGCGGCCGCGACAGCCGUCCUUCCCGAAGCAGCCACAUAUGCGUCUCGUCUUUCUUUUUGUGCAACUUUGCACCUUUGUUUUGGUCCGUCCCACGUGUCUGUGUCACCAAGUAAAGGGCGCUCGCUGCACGUCAGCAAACCUGCCCGGGCACGUACAGUAGGUAUACUGCAUGCAGCUCCUGUCCAUGUGCCGCCGCCUCGAGUGCCAUGUCCGCACACGAGACAGAAGGGACUGCGCCGAUGGCGCAUGCAUGCUAUUCUACGCAUAUAUGGUGCAGAUGGCGGGCGAGCCGUUUGGGCCGGGUGAAGCAAGACCUGGAGCUGUCAGUCAUGGUGCACGUCUGGAACCGCGAGCUACGCACGUUUGGGGACAUGCGGAGCGCAUCACAUAUUGGUGCUCGUGGUGACGGCUUGGCAAUGUCAGGGAGGCAUAGUAUGACAAGACGCGCCUCCGGUAGAGUCGACAUGUACCUGGUAGAGGGACCGGCGCUUGCUCUCCAUGUCGCGCGUCGAGGCCGCGGACGACGCUCUACGUGCCAACGUACUAAACAGGCUACCGAUCUCGUAUCAGGUACGGGACACUUUUGGUCGUCGUCGACACAGACGAACAGCCGCUAAACCUCGGCGUUGUCAGAUAUUGUCACGGACCUUGGGUCAGUCGUCCAUUGUUCGCCGGACGCGGGGC
Purpureocillium takamizusanense is the source of this 745-nucleotide messenger RNA. RefSeq lists its product as uncharacterized. NCBI's taxonomy places the organism in Eukaryota, Fungi, Ascomycota, Sordariomycetes, Hypocreales, Ophiocordycipitaceae. The coding region runs from base 268 to 678 and encodes 136 amino acids. The transcript has a single exon. The record is from RefSeq and is a predicted model, not a curated record.